UGGGGGGGAACAUGCCCCCAGACCCCCCUAGUUUGGCUGGGUCACAGGAAUUGUGGGACUGCUCAAAGUGGUUGUAAAUCUGCACCAAGGCGGAAUUUCGGGAAAGAGACUUAAGAUACAGUAUUAGGGGAUCAAUAAGGCCUAUAUAAAAGCAUACAAAAACAGCAUGUCAUGGUACCUUUAAAUAUUAGUACUUAAAUGAAGGAACUAACCAUCAUUUUAAAACUUAAAUGUACCAUUUGAGGUAUUCCUGCUCACUUAAAUGAAAUUAGAGGUACCUUAUCAAAUAAGUUACGUGAAAUCUAAGUGUAUGGAAAGGUCAUUCAUGGGCAUAACACUUAAUCUGGUUUUUAAUUGGUUUAGUGCAAACGCCAGUCAACACCAUCUGUUUCCCUUUGUGGGGUUUGACUGAGAAGGCCCUUUAGAAACUGUGUAGUUACCACACUACUGCUAUUACCUAUUCAUGCAGAAACUUUAUAGCAAAACAGUCAACAUGUGAGACCAGUAAUUGUAAGUCAACCACCUAUAUAUCAAACUGUUAUUUACAACACAAUACAGAAGUAGCAUAAAUAGUGCUAACAUACAGUCAAAUUAGGUCACCAAUUAGUUCUCCUUUGGUUUUCCCAAACAUAUAAUUAAUUCAGAAACAGUUUUAUUUCUCUUUUAAGUCUCAAUGAGGGCAAAUGUGGAUACUUACUAUCAUGUAUUGCAUCACAUGUCUUCAAGUGUCUACCUAAUGUACAGAAACAUGACAGUUAAGUUGAAAACAUGUAUUGUAUUCCCUCUCCAUUGUGUGAACAUAUUAUAGUCUACUGAUUCUCAUAAUUUCUCGAAGAAAGAUCAAGCCUGUCUCCUGGGGUUGUGUAUCCCUUGGCUUAACAGGUGCGCAUGCCUACUCCAUGUACUCGCCGAUGGUUAUUAAGAGCAGGGCUUUUUCCUCUCAGUCUAUUAACUUGUUGUGCUAAGAAGGACUGGAAAAGGACUAGACUGAAUUAGAGCAAACAUGAGUUUUGCUGUGGAGGAAAGGGGCAAGCCCAAUACACUGGACUAUCAAAUGUUUUUCAAAAAUUCAGAGGGGAAAUAUAUUUCACCAUUUCAUGACAUACCGAUUUAUGCAAAUGAAGCAGAGAAUAUCUUCCAUGCUGUUGUUGAGGUUCCAAGAUGGACAAAUGCAAAGAUGGAGAUUGCCACCAAGGACCCUUUAAAUCCUUUGAAACAAGAUAUUAAAAAGGGAAACCUUCGCUUUGUAUCUAAUGUGUUUCCACACAAAGGUUACAUUUGGAACUAUGGAGCAAUCCCACAAACAUGGGAAGACCCAGGCCACAAAGAUGGAGAUACAGGAUGCUGUGGCGACAAUGACCCCAUUGACAUCUGUGAUAUAGGAAAUAAGGUGUGCUGUCGAGGAGAGAUUAUUAAAGUGAAGGUGUUGGGGACCCUGGCUUUAAUAGAUGAGGGUGAAACAGACUGGAAAGUUAUCGUGAUCAAUGUUGAGGAUCCUGAGGCCAAUGACUUUAACUGUAUCGAUGAUAUAAGAAGACAUAAGCCUGGCUACCUGGAGGCAACAUUUGAUUGGUUUAAAAGAUAUAAAGUGCCAGAUGGAAAACCUGAGAACCAAUUUGCUUUCAACGGGGAGUUUAAAGACAGGGACUUUGCUAUUGACACAAUCAAAAGUACUCAUCAAUUUUGGAAGGCACUGAUCUCGCAAAAGACCAAUGCUGGAGAGUUAAACUGCAUGAACACCUGUGUCUCAGACAGUCCAUUCUGUGUCUCCAGUGGUGAUGCCAAGGCUGUAAUUGAUGCAGCAUGUGCUUAUGGAGAUGCAGAGCCUAUUCCAAGUUCAGCUGACAAGUGGUUCUACUACGAGAAGUAAGGACACGCAGAAUGUCGGGAUGAAGAUGAAACAGAUCUGGAUUGGAUAUUUCCCAUAAUAAUUCAAUAUACUUCAAAAUGAUAAGGCACACUUUCACUUUAGUGAGUUGUGACUGAUUGCAUAUUCAUUCUAGUACAUGUAGCAUGAUCAUUAUGAAAAACAUAAAUUCAGGCAGAAUAGCCUUUUCGAUAGCAAUUAGUGUAGUCACGCUAUAGCUAUUGCAAUUUAUUGUGGCUCUUGUAUACAUUUGGAAAUAGAUACUUAAAUUGUAAGUAUCCUAAAUAACCUUAAGUUGUAGUCUUUUUCUUUCUACUUCAGUAGUGAUUAUGAUUCAAGUUUUGCAAGAGCCAUGGGCAAGCUGUCUAUAUCCAAGGGCCUAAAUCAAAUGUAAUAAAGUUUCACUGAAAUUG
Messenger RNA from Hypomesus transpacificus, 2280 nucleotides. RefSeq names its product inorganic pyrophosphatase 1a (gene ppa1a). Bases 1004 to 1870 code for a protein of 288 amino acids. The transcript has 11 exons. Gene Ontology annotation, biological process: phosphate-containing compound metabolic process. Gene Ontology annotation, molecular function: magnesium ion binding; inorganic diphosphate phosphatase activity. The record is from RefSeq and is a predicted model, not a curated record. Gene Ontology annotation, cellular component: cytoplasm. NCBI's taxonomy places the organism in Eukaryota, Metazoa, Chordata, Actinopteri, Osmeriformes, Osmeridae.